AUGCCUUCACUCCAGAAGUUCCACGCUAACGUGGCCCGUCACGUGAAGCUGAUGGACAAGAACUUGACAGCAAACUUGAUCCGUCACGAAUACAUAGUCACGACCAGAACCAAAGCGAAGCGAGUUCAAGCCAAGGCAGAGACGUUUUUAGCUGAUGCACUCCACAGAAAUGACAAAAUCGCUCAGGAUCAACCGAUUAACUCCAAAAUCGUAGCAAACAGAGCAUUGAACUUCUUACAGCCACCUGACAAGUUCGAAGUAGGGUCCAAAAUCAUACAAGAACUCGCUCCCAGAUACCAGCAAAGAAGAUCGGGGUUCACCAGAAUCAUAAAGUUGGAACCUCGUUUGGGUGAGGACAAGGCACCCAUGUCUGUGAUCGAGUUGGUAGACUCAGAAUACGAAAUCAAGUUCUGGUACACUGCCAAAAUCGUAGCCAGAUUAGAAUUGCAAGGGUUGAAAGUUGACGACAUCACCCAGUUGAACGUGCAAAAAUUAACGAAGUUCAGACCAGAGGGAGAAAAGGAGUUUGCUGCAGCUGUCGAAACCUGUAAAGUCGAAUUCUUCAAAUACGAUCCAGAAACACAACAAGUUACAGACCCAGAAGCGUUGAAGAACUUAGAAAACUUGCCUGUGAAUUUGGAAUACUACGGUGGAGAUCUCUCUGGGUCCUUGGUAGCUUCCAAGAGGUUUAAGACACAACCUAGACCCGAAAAGGAACAGGCAGAGAUCCCAGUCUCGCCUUUCGUGGCCAAAUAG
Molecule: messenger RNA, 756 nt
Organism: Scheffersomyces stipitis CBS 6054
Lineage: Eukaryota; Fungi; Ascomycota; Pichiomycetes; Serinales; Debaryomycetaceae
Gene: MRPL8
Product: mitochondrial 54S ribosomal protein bL17m
Exons: 1
Coding region: 1-756 (251 amino acids)
Biological process (GO): translation
Cellular component (GO): mitochondrial large ribosomal subunit; ribosome
Molecular function (GO): structural constituent of ribosome
Source: RefSeq, a predicted model, not a curated record